UUGUAAGAAUGCUGGCUUACUAGAGCUUCCAUAAUCUACAUAAAUACUGUCCGAGAUCCUGAAACCCAAGCAUCCUUCAAGCUUGCUAAAGUUUCUUGAGGCCGAGCGCACACCGAUCGGCAUAGUAGGCCGAUACAGCCGUAACGGGACACCAGACAGUGUACUUGCAGGCCCGUCAGGUACUAGUAGUGACUUCAGCAUGUCCGCUACCAUGAAGGUCUCUCAUGAGUCUUCGACUUCCCUGCACACAUCAAUUCCUACAAGGACGGUCGUCGUCAUGGGCGGUUCUUACGGAGGUUCAAGGGCCGCUCAACUUCUUGCAGAGGGUUUGCCACAGGGUUGGAGACUUGUUUUGGUAGAUAGAAAUUCCCACAUGAACCACGUUUACAACUUUUCUAGAUAUGCCGUUCUCGCUGGUCACGAGCAUAAAGCAUUCAUCCCGUACAUUAACUUCCCAUCUAGUCCGCUUUCAGAUAUUCAUUCAUGUUCAACUCAUGUUCGUGUACAAGCAACCAUCACUUCCAUAGACGACCAUCGCAUCAACCUCUCUCCGAACCUGGGAGAAUCACAGCACUCAUCCUUAGAGUUUGAUUAUGCCAUUUAUGCUCUCGGCUCCCACUUGCCCUCGCCAAUAGACCUCUGGAGUCACGAAAAAGGUAGAAUGAAGUCGAGUUUGGAACCACGUGAAAUACCAACAUAUGGAGGAACAAAGUCGGAGGGUACCUCAUCCCUCCGAGAACGCCAGGAACGCGUCGGCGCCGCGGCGUCCGUGUUAGUGGUAGGCGGCGGCGCGCUUGGUAUCCAAUUUGCAACCGACAUUGCUGCCGUAUACCCGCAAAAGCGCGUCACGCUUCUGCAUUCCCGUCAUCGUUUAUUGCCCAAGUUUGACGACGCGAUCCAUGAAGAAGCCCUUCAGGGUUUGCAGGAGCUGAACGUUCGGGUUAUUCUUGGAGAGCGACUCGAUUUCGAGUCUCUCCAACACACAUCUAAGAAAGGGUCCUCAGAACCACGCGUAGUACGGACUCUAUCAGGGCAGACAAUAACUGCCGACCUACUGCUCCUAUGCACUGGUCAAGUACCGAACACGGAGCUCCUUCGCGACAUGGACCCUCGUGCUGUAGCCACAGACACUGGACUGGCAAGUGUUCUGCGGACUAUGCAACUUUGCGUCCCACCACCUUUAAAGCCUCACAAGUUUCAGGCAGAUAACGACGAGGACAACGACGAUGAUGUACUGCAUUGGUUGAGGAAUUUUACUUUUGAUAUAGAAGAAGCGACAGGACCGUCAGAAUUCCCACCAUCCUCGCCAUCCUCGCCGUCUUUCGUACAUGAUGACAUACCUCCGACGUCAUCUUCUCCACGUGUUCCAUAUUCGCCGUAUUCCCUGUCACCCAGCUCAUCCACGGAUACCCUGGUGGAGUCCGACCUAUGCCAAGAGACUUUAUACCCAAAUAUCUUCGUCGUGGGGGACGCAGCAGAUGCAUUCAACGCGAUCAAAGCUGGACAUACAGCGUAUUAUCAAGCGGAGGUUGCCGCUCGGAAUAUCCUACGCCUCAUCCAUCAAGAUGGGAAAGUUGGGAUUGCAGCUAAGAACGACCUAGAUUCGGAGCUCGAGGAGUAUGCGCCUGGGCCUCCGGCGAUUAAAGUGACCCUUGGUAUGACGAAGUCGGUAUACGAGGUAAACGGGAUUGUAGGCACGAAAAAUGAUGGUGUGGAGGAUUUGGAUGCCGCUGCUAUGUGGGCAGCGUGUGGGAUACGGGAUGUGAACGAGGAGGACAUGUUUGCGUAGUUUGGUGUUUUUUGGUUCGUGGGCGGGAAAGCGCUUCGUGCUUUUGUCUCCGUUCGUCUCAUUCCGUAUGGUGUUUCUUCGUACCGACCGCAGUGUUAUCUCUGAAAUAUGUUUGUUAUUUCCCUCGAUGAGUGAUCUUAGGAAGCGGGUCUCGAGCCGACAGCUGCUAGUGAUUCUCACAAGUUAGGAGUCAGUGCGUGGCGUAAAGAAUCUAUUC
Suillus subalutaceus is the source of this 2006-nucleotide messenger RNA. Its product is annotated as FAD/NAD(P)-binding domain-containing protein. Gene Ontology annotation, cellular component: cytoplasm. The transcript is spliced from 9 exons. The record is from RefSeq and is a predicted model, not a curated record. Gene Ontology annotation, molecular function: electron-transferring-flavoprotein dehydrogenase activity; flavin adenine dinucleotide binding. NCBI's taxonomy places the organism in Eukaryota, Fungi, Basidiomycota, Agaricomycetes, Boletales, Suillaceae. The coding region runs from base 200 to 1789 and encodes 529 amino acids.